AGGACGACGAGGAAGAUCUCAUCAUCUCACACGAAUUGGAGGAUAGGGGACAGAGACGGACCGUGAGGUGUCUCACUCUAGCUCGAUCCCUCCCUCCCUCCCCUGGUCGCGGCCAUGCGAGAAGCUCUGGCCAUGGGGCCCUCCACGUCUCCCUCCGCCCUCCUCCCUCCCCCGACAUCCUCCUCCCGCCUUCCCCAGCUCCGCAGCUUCGUCGGCCUCCGGUGGUCCGCCCCCCGCAUACAGGUCAGGGAGCGAGCGGAUGCGGUCGUAGGGAUCGCCAAGGGCACGUCUGGAUGCAAUUUGAGAUUCGGAGUACUUGCUUCAGAUGUCAGUCAACCUCGUCAAAGGGCCACUGUGAUUAGAAAUGACCAUGCUCAGAAUGCUGACUUUCCACGAAAAUACUCAAAAAGGGAGAAGAAACCAUUUCCUAUACCAGUACUGGAGUUAAGGCGCCGAGCAAGGAUGAGGAUGAAGGCUGCAGAAGGGAAACCUAAACGGCCAAUGCCUCCUCCGAAAAAUGGAAUGCUUGUCUAUAGAUUAAUACCAGUUGCAUACAGUGUGUACAAUGCAAGAAUUUUGCUGAUCAACAACUUGAGGAGGCUUAUGAAAGCUGUACCAGUAAAAGGCUGCAAAUAUUGCAGUGAGAUACAUGUUGGACCCGCUGGACACCCUUUCCGAACGUGCCGAGGAAUGUUGUCAGAUCAACGUCGAGGAGAACAUGACUGGGGAAGUACUUCAGUGGAAGCUGUUUUCUUACCAGUUGAAGCCUACCAUCUAGAGGAUCGCCUAGGCAAUCGUAUCCCUCAUGAUCAGAGGUUUGCUGUACCCCGCAUUCCUGCUCUUGUGGAGCUUUGCAUCCAAGCUGGAGUUGACCUCCCUGAGUAUCCCACAAAGCGUCGGAGAAAACCAAUUAUUAAAAUUGGAAGGAAAGAGUUUGUUGAUGCAGAUGAAGAUGACCUACCAGAACCGGAGCCUGACAGAUUUAAGCAGCCACUUCUUCAAGAACUACCUUACGAUGAGAUUAUUGCUCCAUCUAGCCCAGAAGAGACAGCGGUUCUUGCUGAGGAAACACUGGAAGCAUGGGAGACUGUCAGGGAUGGCGCCUUGAAGCUUCUGAAGAGCUAUGCGGUGAGGGUUUGUGGAUACUGCCCUGAGGUGCAUAUCGGCCCAACUGGCCACAAAGCACGGAACUGUGGAGCCUUUAAGCACCAGCAGAGGAAUGGACAACAUGGAUGGCAGGCGGCAGUGCUUGAUGACCUAAUACCUCCAAGGUAUGUGUGGCACAUGCCAGAAUCUGGGGAGGAACUGCAGAGGGAACUGAAGAACUUCUAUGGUCAGGCACCAGCUGUUGUUGAGAUAUGCAUUCAGGGUGGUGCGAAAGUGCCGGAAAAGUACAAAGCCACAAUGAGACUAGACGUAGGAAUUCCUGCUAGUUUGAGGGAGGCCGAAAUGGUCGUCUGAUUCUCCAAAUGAAAUUAAGGCUGUUUUAACUUAAAUUAUCUAUGAGCUGUUAGUUGCAUCGAAAACGUAGUAUCAUCCCAAGCUCCUUUCUGGCAUACCAUAGGUUCAUUGUAUUGCUUGAUGUAUAUAUUAUCUCGGGAACUUUGAUAAUUAGAUGAGAGAAUUCAUCAGGUUUCCUUUGUUA
This is a messenger RNA of Phragmites australis (common reed), 1645 nucleotides long. RefSeq names its product APO protein 2, chloroplastic. Lineage: Eukaryota; Viridiplantae; Streptophyta; Magnoliopsida; Poales; Poaceae. The transcript has 4 exons. The coding region runs from base 115 to 1461 and encodes 448 amino acids. The record is from RefSeq and is a predicted model, not a curated record. Gene Ontology annotation, molecular function: RNA binding.